AUGGAAGGCUCGCCAUCUAUGAAAGCAGUUAUCGCCCCCGCUGCCAGCGACCCGACUAAAAAUGCGGCUGAUCCAGCGGUGAGAAAUACCUUCGCCUCUGACCUUCGAUUACUUCAAGUCGAUUUUGCAGUCCGAGAUGACAGGUCUCCAAUUGGCUGGAUCUUUGGUACUUUCAUGUAUACCGGCACUAAACAUGAAAGCAAUGUAAGGAACGUUCUCGAAGUCGAGGCGUAUAUACUGAAUGGAGCUCAGGCAUGGAACCGUAUUAUCCCUGUGGGUAUAAUGUGGGGCAACGACCCACUUAUGAACCAGGCUGCCUUCAACCAAGGCUCUAAACCAGCAGAGUCAUGGAUCAAUCCCAAAGCCGAAACUCUACGAGUCUCUUUAGCAGGAUCUCGGCCUAGCUGGGGUUGGAAUGGACGGUUGAACGGGCCCGGUGCGAGCUCCUCCCCCUGCUCUCCAGAUUCAAGAAUUGUCCUGACCAUACCAACCACAGCGGAUAAUUUCAUAUCAUCUUGUGCGUCCUGUCACUCUGUCGCGCAAAAGACUGGUGAAUCCGCCAUGACCCAGCCGGAGCCUAGACUUGAAAAUGGCAAGUACAUCCCGGUCGAUGAUUCAAAAACUAUGAACUGGUAA
Penicillium maclennaniae is the source of this 636-nucleotide messenger RNA. RefSeq lists its product as uncharacterized. The transcript is spliced from 2 exons. Bases 1 to 636 code for a protein of 211 amino acids. NCBI's taxonomy places the organism in Eukaryota, Fungi, Ascomycota, Eurotiomycetes, Eurotiales, Aspergillaceae. The record is from RefSeq and is a predicted model, not a curated record.